Messenger RNA from Sorex fumeus (smoky shrew), 2586 nucleotides. Its product is annotated as TBC1 domain family member 20. Gene Ontology annotation, molecular function: GTPase activator activity. NCBI's taxonomy places the organism in Eukaryota, Metazoa, Chordata, Mammalia, Eulipotyphla, Soricidae. The record is from RefSeq and is a predicted model, not a curated record. The coding region runs from base 125 to 1336 and encodes 403 amino acids. Gene Ontology annotation, biological process: endoplasmic reticulum to Golgi vesicle-mediated transport; positive regulation of GTPase activity. Gene Ontology annotation, cellular component: endoplasmic reticulum membrane. The transcript has 8 exons.
CCUGCCGGGCCGUGCGGGCGCUGGGUCCCGGGGGCCGCCGCCGCCGCCGCCGCCGCCGCCGCCGCCGCGUCCGGUCCAUUCCGUCACCAGCCGGGGCUCGGGCCCGGGCCCGGGCCCCCGGGGCAUGGCCCUCCGGAGCGCUCAGGGCGACGCCUCCACCUCCAGCCGCUGGAGCGGCGGCUCCGAGAAGACAGACUUCAGUGCCAAAAGGAAGAAGAAAGUAGCAGAGAUUCAGCAGGCUCUGAACAGUGACCCCACGGAUGUGGCUGCACUCAGACGCAUGGCGAUCAGUGAGGGGGGCCUCCUGACCAAUGAGAUCCGGCGCAAAGUGUGGCCCAAACUCCUCAAUAUCAGCACCAGUGACCCCCCACCUACAUCAGGGAAGGACUUACGACAGAUGAGCAAGGACUACCAGCAAGUGCUUCUGGAUGUCAGGCGGUCUUUGCGGCGCUUCCCUCCUGGUAUGCCGGAAGAGCAGAGAGAAGGGCUGCAGGAGGAGCUCAUCGACAUCAUCCUCCUCGUCUUGGAGCGCAACCCGCAGCUGCAUUACUACCAGGGCUACCAUGACAUCGUGGUCACGUUUCUGCUGGUGGUAGGAGAUGAUCUGGCGACAUCCCUGGUAGAAAAAUUGUCUACCCAUCACCUCAGGGAUUUCAUGGAUCCAACAAUGGACAACACCAAGCACAUAUUAAACUAUCUGAUGCCCAUCAUAGACCAGGUGAAUCCAGAGCUCCAUGACUUCAUGCAGAGUGCUGAAGUGGGGACCAUCUUUGCCCUCAGCUGGCUCAUCACCUGGUUUGGACACGUCCUAUCUGACUUCAGGCACAUCGUGCGGUUAUACGACUUCUUCCUGGCCUGCCACCCUCUGAUGCCCAUUUAUUUUGCAGCUGUGAUCGUGUUGUAUCGAGAACAGGAAGUCCUGGAUUGUGACUGCGACAUGGCCUCAGUCCACCACCUGUUGUCCCAGAUCCCUCAGGACCUGCCCUAUGAGACGCUGAUCAGUAGAGCAGGAGACCUCUUUGUUCAGUUUCCCCCAUCCGAACUCGCCCGGGAGGCGGCUGCCCAGCAGCAAGCAGAGCAAACGGCAGCCUCUACCUUCAAAGACUUUGAGCUGGCCUCCGCCCAGCAGAAGCCCGACAUGGUGCUGCGGCAGCGGUUCCGGGCAGCUCUGCGGCCUGAGGACCGAACAAAAGAUGUCCUGACCAAGCCCCGGACCAGCCGCUUUGUGAAACUGGCAGUGAUGGGACUGACGGUGGCACUGGGAGCGGCCGCUCUGGCCGUGGUGAAGAGUGCCCUGGAGUGGGCUCCCAAGUUUCAGCUGCAGCUGUUCCCCUAGGGCCGAGGCGGGCGCUGCCUCUCACCUACCACGGCGAGGUCUCGCGCUUCCAUCUGGGGCAGGGAGGGUCGGGGCUCCUUUAUUAAAAGGGUCUCUGGCAAGGGUCUUCUCUUCCUGCCCCAUUUCCCUGGUGGCCCACGGUUUCCCUGCCACGUGGCAGCUGGGUGUGGCACUCUCCUCCACACCGUGGGCUGCUGAGUGGGCUCCGGGCUGUCUCCUUGUGUGUUGGGGUCAGCUGUGUUUGAUAACCCUCUGCGCCUGGCAGCUGGGGGCCCACUCGGCUGCCCAGUGGUGAGGAAGCCGGACCGCUGAGCUCGCUCCUCACGGCUCCUCCUGUUCUGUCUGCAUCAGCCAGACAAGGGGGACAGGAGCUUUGCCAAAGAAGUGGGACCUGGGAACAGAACCAAGGGGCAGGAGUGCUCACCCAGAGCCAGGUGAACCCCUCAGGAGCUGCUCCUUUGCUGAUCGGAAUUGAAGGGACAUGUGAACUAGGUGAACCUGUUUUCCACUUAGAACUCACUUGGGCAUUUCCAGCCAUCUGGGAAGGAAUGUUCAUUUCAGGGCACAGACCUAGCGUGGUUUUGCUUGGUGUUCCCCUCCUCCUUUUCUUUUCCUUUUCACCUCUGUAUUCUUAUCCACAGCCACAUGACAUAGCUUAUGAAAGGUACCUUUAUUACUGUUUUUCAGACUAACAUACAUCUAAGAUGUAAGUACCUUCAUUUUUAAGAGUUCCUGUAGAACUCAGAAGCAUGAGGUACUGACUCUGAGGUUUUGGGGUUUUUGGUUUUGUUGUUUUGUUUUGGGGCCACAUCGGGUGAUGCUCUGGGGUUACUCCUGGCUCUGCACUCAGGAAUUAAUCCUGGCAGUGCUCAGGGGACCAUAUGGGAUGCCUGAAAUUGAACUGAGGUUGGCUACAUGCAAAGCAAGCUACCUACCCACUGUACUCUUGCUCCGGCCCCUGGUUGUUUUAUCUGUUUUGGGGUCACCCACCCAGUAAUGCUCAAGGGUUACCCCUGGCUCUGCACCCAGGAAUUACUCCUGGUAGUGCUCAGAGCAGACCAUAUGGGAUGCCAGGGAUCGAACCCAGAUCUGCCACAUGGAAGCUUGUGAUACUGCUCUGGGCCCACUCUGAGGUUUUCUUUCUUUUGACAUUUUACUUAGCCAGUGUUGCUUUUUGUAAAACAUCCCUACCGUUUCCAAAGUGCCCACAACUUGUUCAGUUUCCCUCCCUUCCUUCAUUUUUUCCAUUU